Stylonychia lemnae is the source of this 1434-nucleotide messenger RNA. NCBI's taxonomy places the organism in Eukaryota, Ciliophora, Spirotrichea, Sporadotrichida, Oxytrichidae. The record is from the annotation of a GenBank genome assembly.
AUGAAAAGAAAAGGACUUAAUCAAAACUAAUUUGCAGACUGGGAAGUCGGAACAGACUACGAGUGUAUUAAAAUACUUGGCCAGGGCUCAUAUGGAGCAGUUUGUAGCGCUCUUCACAAACCGAGUGGUAAAAAGAUGGCUAUUAAGAGAAUGGAUGGAGUCUUUGAAGAUGACAUUGAUUGUAAACGCAUUUUAAGGGAAAUAAAUUUACUUAGAAAGCUACAACAUCCUUAUGUAAUAAAGGUCUUCGAUGUGCUAGAACCGAGUAAUAAGGAGACUUUCGACUGCAUUUAUGUGGUGCUUGAGUUGGCUGAGUCUGAUUUAAAAAAAGUCAUAAAAAGUGCUAUUCAUUUGUCCAUUAAACACAUCUAGACUCUAGUUUACAAUCUAUUAUGUGCAGUAAAGUAUCUUCACUCUUCAAAUGUAUUACACAGAGAUCUUAAGCCAGCCAAUGUAUUAGUCAAUGAGGACUGUACUGUCAAGAUUUGUGACUUCGGUUUAGCUCGCAGCAUUAGUGGAGUAGAAAAUACUAGUUUACUAGUAAAUGGAAGGAGACAAAGGUUAUUAAAGAAAGAUGAAACUACAUCAGGGGAAUCUGGAGAUGAUGUUGUUAUCUUUGGUGCUGAAUAAGCAAAAAUCAAGCCUGCCGAAAGUAUUGAUCAGCAACUUGACUCAUAAAUGAAUGAACUUAAGCUUGAGGAGUAAAAAAGAGAAAUGUCAGAAGAAACUAAAAGAAAAGAAAUGUAAAAAAAGCUCCUAAGGACAAAAGAUCACAGAAAAAAUAUGAAGAGAGAACUCACAGGCCAUGUAGUUACUAGAUGGUACAGAGCUCCAGAAAUUAUUUUACUAGAAAAAGACUAUGGUCCCGCAAUCGAUAUGUGGUCGAUCGGUUGCAUUUUCGCUGAGCUUCUCGGAAUGAUGAAAGAGAGUGCCCCAACAUACUUAGACAGAAAGCCACUAUUUCCAGGAAAAUCUUGCUUCCCCUUAUCACCAGAUAAAUCAGUUAAAGAGGAGAGAAAAGGUUUCCCCUUCUCUAAAAAUGAUCAACUAGCAGUUAUAUUUGAUGUAAUAGGAACACCCAAAGAAGAGGAUAAGUGCUUUGUUACUGAUGCGAAAGCCUUAGAGUACCUAGACGCCUUCCCUAGAAAACCUAGAGCUGAAAUGUAGAUUAUGUAUCCUGGAGCAGGUGAAGAUGCUAUAGACCUCUUAAACAGAAUCUUGGUAUUUAAUCCAUACUUCAGACUCUCUGUUGACGAAGCCCUAGCUCAUCCGUUCUUUAAGAAGGUCAGAAAGACCGAAAGGGAAGUUACUGCCGAAAAAGACAUUCAGAUUGAGUUUGAAAAAGAGUAACUUGAUAAGAAAAAACUUAGAUAACUCAUUCUACAAGAAAUUUAGCAAUAUUAAUUAAUCAAGCGCGACUAGGAGUAAGCUUGA